Amaranthus tricolor (Joseph's coat) is the source of this 1418-nucleotide messenger RNA. RefSeq names its product NADH-ubiquinone oxidoreductase chain 1. The transcript has a single exon. Lineage: Eukaryota; Viridiplantae; Streptophyta; Magnoliopsida; Caryophyllales; Amaranthaceae. Gene Ontology annotation, molecular function: NADH dehydrogenase activity. Bases 1 to 327 code for a protein of 108 amino acids. Gene Ontology annotation, biological process: aerobic respiration. Gene Ontology annotation, cellular component: membrane. The record is from RefSeq and is a predicted model, not a curated record.
AUGGCUUUUGUGCAACGUCGAAAGGGUCCUGAUGUAGUGGGAUCGUUCGGAUUGUUACAACCUCUAGCAGAUGGUUCGAAAUUGAUUCUAAAAGAACCUAUUUCACCAAGUAGUGCUAAUUUCUCCCUUUUUAGAAUGGCCCCGGUCACUACAUUUAUGCUAAGUCUGGUUGCUCGGGCCGUUGUACCUUUUGAUUAUGGUAUGGUAUUGUCAGAUCCGAACAUAGGGCUACUUUAUUUGUUUGCCAUAUCUUCGCUAGGUGUUUAUGGAAUUAUUAUAGCAGGUUGGUCUAGUAAUUAUAGGGGGCGGCCGUUCGGUCGCCUAUGAUACUAGGACCAAUAGGUAAAAAAUUGCUUUGUGCCGCAGGUGUUGAACGAUCCACUCUACACAGGUGUGGGCUUACAGGGCUAGGGCUCAUAAACCUUUUCUUUCAUUCAUCAAUAGGGCUCUGCUUGCUUACUUUUCCGGGCCGGAAUCCAGAAAAGGAAGUCAUAAAAAAGAGAUCUUUCUCUUCGCACCACCGAUAGACUACUUAUUAAGAUUCAAUUCAAAAGGCGACUACUUAGCCCUACAUUAGCGGGACUAAGUAAGGCCUGAGGCCCCCUUCGAAUCCGUAAAUUUGAAGAGCAUGCCGCAACAAAAGGAUGGUCCCUUAUGCAUUUCUUUCUUUUUGGAAGGGAAAAAAAAAGUACCCCCCAUCAUGGUGAACCUCUCCUUGUGAUCGUGAUGAGGUAGAUGCCUUCCAGCCGGGGGGCGGAUCGAAUCGGAGUUUCCUUAGGUAGCCACCGACCAACAGUUAUCCUUAAACUUCCGUGCUUGGUGGAGAAGAAGCGAACAAAGGUACGCUCGCUUGUUGUCUUGUUCUCUGCCGCGAACUGGGAUCGCUCGCCAGCUAGGUCAGAUUGGAGCAACAUUGUAUGAGAACAUAUUACCAAUAUUCGGGGACAGGGGGCGGAACGACCUCUCGAUCUACUUACUGCAGCCCAGGAAGAAAAACAUCGUCUAGGCGUUCUCUCUUGCUCCGAUCUCCUCUACGCCUAGGACGUUGUCUGGGCCAAGAGCCAUAGCUAGUUGCUGUUUCUAUUUUCUUUUUUUUUUCGUUGUUGAUACCGGCAAGACCCAGCCAGAUGAUGUCUGCUGGUUGGUAGUGAGAGGAUUCUUAGUACCUGCAUACUCAAAAGAGAGCGCUGGUUAAAAAACAAUCAUUUGAUUUUCUUUCUUGCUCUCUCUUAGCAGCGGGAAAGGAGUCUAUCUAUCUGCCUAGCUUUGGUGGAUUUCCCUCAACGCAAUCUAAAGAAAUUCUAAAAAUCCCUUUUUGGAUAAGUCCGACGACUCAGCAGCAGUGCGGAAUUGAGUUUCUCGUCCGGUGGAUCUGAUCUAUAGUUAGGGGACAAUACAUACCAAAAGGUUCGAAGAAA